Molecule: messenger RNA, 816 nt
Organism: Arabidopsis arenosa
Lineage: Eukaryota; Viridiplantae; Streptophyta; Magnoliopsida; Brassicales; Brassicaceae
Source: the annotation of a GenBank genome assembly
GAUUCGAUCAUCAGAGUUCAAUGGAUGUCCCCUUACCAGUCGAGAAAUUAUCUUAUGAAUCAAUGCCUGAGGACAAAACUUGUGUAGUGCUUGUGGCAACUGGGAGUUUCAAUCCUCCAACUUUCAUGCAUUUACGCAUGUUUGAGCUGGCGAGAGAUGAAUUACACUCAAAAGGAUUUCAUGUUCUUGGAGGCUAUAUGUCUCCUGUUAAUGAUGCAUAUAAGAAGAAGGGCCUUUUAUCUGCAGAACAUCGUUUAGAGAUGUGUAAUCUAGCCUGUCAAAGCUCUGAGUUUGUAAUGGUUGAUCCAUGGGAGGCAUCUCAAAGCAGCUACCAACGAACUUUGGCGGUUUUAUCAAGGGUCAAGACUUUCUUUACAACAAUUCGACGUGUACCCGAGGAAUCUCUCAAAGUCAUGCUACUAUGUGGCUCGGAUUUACUGCAAUCUUUCUGCACUCCCGGUGUUUGGAUCCCUGAACAGGUAAGAACUAUUUGUAAAGACUAUGGCAUUGUCUGCAUCCGUAGAGAAGGACAGGAUGUUGAAAAUAUGAUCUCUGGUGACGCAAUCUUAAACGAAAACCAUGCUAACAUAAAUAUCGUUGACAAUAUUGUUCCUAAUCAGAUCAGUUCGAGUAGAUUAAGGCAAUGCAUUUCGCGAGGGUUAUCGGUUAAAUACUUGACUGAAGACAGAGUUAUAGAUUAUAUCAGACAACAUCAACUUUACACUGAGCUCACAUGAUAAAAGCUGAGAGGAUUGUUACUUCAUCUGAUCAAUAUUACUUACAACACAACCCAUAAAAUAAACAGAUGUAAUCAGA